This is a messenger RNA of Penicillium argentinense, 1731 nucleotides long. Its product is annotated as transposase. The record is from RefSeq and is a predicted model, not a curated record. Gene Ontology annotation, molecular function: DNA binding. Bases 1 to 1731 code for a protein of 576 amino acids. Lineage: Eukaryota; Fungi; Ascomycota; Eurotiomycetes; Eurotiales; Aspergillaceae. The transcript has a single exon. Gene Ontology annotation, cellular component: nucleus.
AUGCCUAAAAUCGCUGAAUCUGACGAAUCUCGAAUGAUAGAGGCCUGCGAAGCGGCUAGACGCGAAGAAAAACCAAAUAUAACCAAGAUCGCGCGUGAAUUUGGUGUUAAUCGGCGGAACCUCCAGAAUCGCGUCAGAAAGGGCAUGCAGGCUCGUACAGCUAGGAAGCCAGUCAAUAAGGUCCUAGAUAGGGCUCAAGAGGAAGCUUUGACGCGCUGGAUAUGCCAACUAAUCGAUUGGAAUAUGCCACCAAAGCCUAGGCUAAUCGAGGCGUGGGCAAUUCGCUCGCUUGCACGCGCUGGUAAGCCUGAUCAGAAGGUUGGCAAGAUGUGGGUAUAUCGCUUUAUUAAGCGUCUCCCACAAGACCUACAGCUAGGUCCAGUGAAUCAGCGUACGAAGGAAUCGAAGCGUAUCCAAGCAGAAGAUGUAGGCCUACUAGCCCACUGGUACGAUCUGCUCAAAAAUCUACUUAAAGGUGUACCUGCGCGGCUAGUAUACAACUUCGAUGAGUGUGGGUUCCGGCCAGGCGAGGGUAAAAACCAGCGUGUGGUUGGUAGGAAGAAUACAAGAUCUGGCCCUGAUCUUGCUGAGACUGAGCGAGGCGAAAAUAUUACUGCGCUUGAAUGUAUUGCUGCCGAUGGGUGGCAGAUGGAUCCGCUAUUUAUAUUCAAAAGCGGCGGGGUCUUUAUGGAGGCCUGGUUCGACGGCAGCGAAGAUCUACCACCUAGUACGAUGGUUGGAACCUCACCUAAUGGCUGGAUCUCUGAUCAAUUAGCUAAUCAAUGGCUUGAUUAUUUUAUCGAGGCUACUCGCAAUCGUACGAAGCGGAGUGAGAGGCGCAUCCUAAUCUUCGAUGGCCACGGUGCGCACCUUACCCUCGAAUUCUUACAAAAAUGCGAAGACAACGAUAUUCUACCUUUUGGUUUUUUACCUCACUCCACACAUCUUUGCCAACCGCUUGACGGCAAGCCGUUUCUCAGCUAUAAACAGCACUUUCGAAGCCUAAACAACGAGAUAUCUUAUUGGGCAGGCGAGCCGAUGGGUAAGGCUGAAUUUCUACGGGUAAUCGGGCCCGUACGAUCUAAAGCCUUUAACCAGCGAAUUAUUCGUGAAUCUUUCAAAGAUCGUGGUAUCUACCCAGUUGAUGCUAGCAAGGUCCUAAGCAAGCUAUCUAAUGGUUGGGAUACUAUACCUGAUCUAAUCGCGCCUGAUCUUCGUUCUUAUGGCUCCUACACACCAUCUCCGCCACCAGCCAAUCUCUCAUCGUCCAGCGUUGAAAAUACACCUCCAAAAUCGACUGAAGCACUCCAGAAGAACCAGGGAAAGUUAUCAAAGCACGCAGAUAUUCUUACGCCAAAGCUACAGCGCAAUCUUGAGCGUAUUUUCCAACAUAAUCGUAUCGCAGUUGAUCACCUCGCUAUGGCCAAUGAUACAAUUGCGCGAAUUAGGGCCGUACAAGAACCAAUACAGCGAUCUAAGACCAAGCGGCAGAUUAAGGGCCUUAGUCACACUGGUAUAUUAACUACACGCGAUGCGAAUCGAUCAAUUGCGACUAGGAAGGCCAAGGAAGCUACGGCAGAAAAGAGACGGCUAGCUAGAGACUACGAGAAGCUAUAUGGUUGCAAGCCACCACCUUUGGUUAUGCAGGAGAGUGAGGCAUCAAUUGAAGCAGCGAGGGUAGCGCAAGAGAACGGGGAUUUUUUUUUCUUAGAUCCUGAGCCGAUGCGUUGA